Molecule: messenger RNA, 849 nt
Organism: Clonostachys solani
Lineage: Eukaryota; Fungi; Ascomycota; Sordariomycetes; Hypocreales; Bionectriaceae
Source: the annotation of a GenBank genome assembly
AUGAGGUCGCAUCUAUUCUUCAUCGCCUUUCUCUUCGGCCUGACGGCUGCUCUCGCCAUUGAUGAGUCCAGACUUCACAAAGAUGAUCUCGAGCUAUUAAGCUCAGAGCUCCAGGACCGAGGCUCCGACGCGACGCACGAGCUCUGGAAGCGCAAGGGUGGAGGAGGUGGUGGUCGUGGCGGCGGCGGAAGCAGCGGCAGCAAAGGCAGCAGCGGCAGCAAGGGAAGCAGCAGCAGCAGCAGCGCCUCUCGAACCAACAAGGCAUACUACCCAGGCGCACAAGGAGGCAACACCGGAGGCUACUCACCCGGUGGCUCCGGUCCCCAGCCUCGCUUUGUCUCAAACACAUACUACGGCGGUGGUGCAAAGGCUCCUUACCCAGCUGGAGGCAGUCCCAGCGGCAAGUCGAUGACCAGCAGCCGUUCAGCCAGCCCCCUCGCCUACUACCCCGGAUACUGGCCGCCAUACCCCAUCUUCAUCUACCCUUACGGCUAUCACCACACCUACCGCAACAAGACCUCCAACCAGAACGAGACGCGCGAGGUCAUAUGCGCCUGCCCCGAGUACUCUUCAUGCAUGUGCGACGAUGUUGAGGACACCAAGUUUUGGGACGAGCUCAUCGGCGACGGCGACUACAAGAAGCUGAACAAGUCUCUGGUCACCGUGGCUCAGGUUGAUGGCAAGACCAAGAUCGUCCUCAACGGAACCGUCCCCAACGGUACCACCACCGACUGCAAGGACACUAAGGAUUGCGAAGCCUACUAUAGCGAUGCCGCCAGUCUCCUGGCUCACAGCCUGGGCCUGUGGCCUGUAGCCUUCACUGUCUUCGCGAGCGUCUUCUUCCUCUAG